AUGCACGUAAUACCUAUAUACACACUCUUCAAGCAUCAUGCACUCAAUGGACUCGUUGCAAAAUCGCCUUGGCCUGGCGAGCAAGCAGAACGAAGCCAAGCGGACCUGCAGCGUGAGGCACGCGCACAUCGCCAAAUCCAAGAGGGCCUGACCGAGAAUGAUUACACGAGGAGAUUCAUUCGAUUGAUUUCAUGCGACCCGAGCGACUCAACAUUAACGAUGGAAUAUGCGAAAAUGGGCACGCUGCGCAAUUAUCUUCAAGCACAUGCAGAGCAGAUUGAUCAAUCGCGUCGAUACUCUUGGAUCCUUGCGAUGGCUGAAGGGCUAGCGAUGCUACAUGCACAGAGCAUUAUCCAUUGCGAUUUCACCCCAAACAACAUGCUCCUCGAUGAUCGUUUAGAGCUCAAAAUUACGGACUUUGGAUGCUGCUCGAUCGACGGGUCGCGGCCCACUGGUGCUGCAAGUAUACGUUUCGACCCUUGCAAUGGCGAUUGGAGGACUCUAGCUACACAAGUCGAAGACCUUUUUGCGCUUGGCUCGAGCAUCUUCGAGGUGCUUACUGGCAAGAGACCGCUUGAAGAUAUACCCUCAGAAUCUCAGAUCAGGUUUCGAAGAUCUCACUGGACUAGAGAUGGCGCAUUCAGCUCAGGCGGUUUACCAACGGAUUCUUACGGCGGUGUGACACUGCCAGAAUGGAAAAACGCCUGA
Messenger RNA from Pseudocercospora fijiensis CIRAD86, 708 nucleotides. RefSeq lists its product as uncharacterized. Gene Ontology annotation, biological process: protein phosphorylation. Bases 1 to 708 code for a protein of 235 amino acids. Gene Ontology annotation, cellular component: plasma membrane. NCBI's taxonomy places the organism in Eukaryota, Fungi, Ascomycota, Dothideomycetes, Mycosphaerellales, Mycosphaerellaceae. Gene Ontology annotation, molecular function: ATP binding; protein kinase activity. The transcript is spliced from 5 exons. The record is from RefSeq and is a predicted model, not a curated record.